UCAAUAACAAAAUUCAACUGUUUAUGACUCACAUGAGGAAGAACCUAAAAUCUACAGUAAAAUAACAGGUUAAAUAAAUAAAUUUUCAAAAUUUUUUAUAAAAAUUCAAUGUACAGAAAAAUACAAUGGACACUAUCAACACAACAUUUAUAAAAUAUCCAUUGGAAGAGAUAAUCAAGAAUCGUAGAGGACGUUCUGAAAAUUGCUUAAUAUCCGAUUGGAGAUCAAAAAGAUUGAUGUCAUCAAUGCUGGAAAAUUCAAUAGCUCGAAGAGAUUGGGAGGAUCUUGAAGAAGAGUCGGAUAUGAAAAUGGUAAGGAUAGACUCAAGCUUGGAAAACAUAAAGGUGAAGACCCCUUUAAACGAUAAGCCAAUCGAUCGAGGUGUCAGCGAAUAUUGGAGCAACGUGUUGCACUACUAUUGGCCAAUUGCUUACCAUGGUCUUUUUCUAAUGAUGAUUAUUUUCAUUGUUGGACCUUGGAUUGGACUUAGUUGCAAUGAAGAAGACUCUCUUGCUAUUACAAAUGAUCGGUUUUUCCUCUGGCGUCCAAUUGCCGCACUUUCAUCAUACUCAGCUUUAAAAUCUUCACAGAAAUUCUCACGCGGCGCUUGUAGUUAUAGACUAUAUUGUACAAACAAGAACACUGAUGGUGAACCAGUUCGAAGGAGAGCAAGUUUUCUCAAGCGUAAGCGAAACCUCAAAGACUUGAUCGACUGAUACUGGACUAUAUUACCUGUUACAAAAAUUUCUGAGGAAAUCCCUAUAACUAUUAAAGUUAUAAAUCAAUUUCUAGAUGAAACUGAUACCUAGCAAAGUACACCAACAAAUUACAAGAAGAGAUAAAUUAUAAUUAUAAAACAUACUAGUGGAACAAAACAUAAUAAAAUUAUUGUUACGAAUAUCCUUCAUUUUUUUUAUCAGGAUUUUAGUCAAUAAAAUGUA
This is a messenger RNA of Chelonus insularis, 941 nucleotides long. RefSeq lists its product as uncharacterized. NCBI's taxonomy places the organism in Eukaryota, Metazoa, Arthropoda, Insecta, Hymenoptera, Braconidae. The transcript is spliced from 4 exons. Bases 126 to 716 code for a protein of 196 amino acids. The record is from RefSeq and is a predicted model, not a curated record.